Cynoglossus semilaevis (tongue sole) is the source of this 7008-nucleotide messenger RNA. Its product is annotated as roundabout homolog 2-like. The transcript has 27 exons. Bases 576 to 4802 code for a protein of 1408 amino acids. NCBI's taxonomy places the organism in Eukaryota, Metazoa, Chordata, Actinopteri, Pleuronectiformes, Cynoglossidae. The record is from RefSeq and is a predicted model, not a curated record. Gene Ontology annotation, molecular function: protein binding.
UUGAUUUUUAUAUUAAUUUUUUUAGCUUCUUUUAAUCAGAGCAGUGGAUGGGUUGGAGGGAGGAGGGGCUCCGGGCUCCGUGCUGUGCUGUGCGGAUCCGUGCUGCACAUCGGAGCUAAACUCACCUCACACUGACUCCCAUCCGCGCCUUUCGUCACACAACUUGUCCCGCACCAGGAUAAACGCGUGUCCUUCCCGGUGGUUCUACUCGGCCGAGUGUGAAGAGGGAGAUGCGGUCGGACGGAGAUGAUAAUAAGGAAGAAAUGUUAGUUUAACCUUGGCGUGUGUGUUGUGGGCGUCGGUGAUGUUUGCCGCCGGUGACUGCAGAAAUUCCCGACGUGUCCACGAACCGAACGACUGCCUGUCGGCGCGCGCUUGGAGAGCAGCAGCGGAGUGAACAAGGAUGCGCCUCACAGGAUGUUUUUAUAUUUUUGCUAAUGUAGUUAUGUGACUGAACACAGUGAACCCCGCAAAGUAAAUUCGGAGAAAACAGAAUUCACUCUUAUAUUAUUUUCGUUUUUUACGCUUGUGGACGAAAUUUAUGCGCCGACCGCUGUCGGGGCCAAUAUGCUAGAAUGGCUCCUCUACACUAUUUAUUUCUCUGUGGACUUCUGUGCUCCCCAACCUACGGAUCCCGUGUUCGCCAGGAAGACUUCCCCCCUCACAUUGUGGAGCACCCCUCCGACCUCAUUGUGUCCAAAGGAGAACCGGCGACUCUUAACUGUAAGGCAGAAGGUCGUCCAACCCCCACGGUGGAAUGGUACAAGGACGGGGAGCGAGUUGAGACGGACCGCGACAACUCUCGAUCCCACCGCAUGCUGCUGCCCAGUGGCUCCCUCUUCUUCCUACGCAUAGUCCACGGGCGACGGAGCAAGCCUGACGACGGCAACUACGUCUGCGUUGCUCGAAACUAUCUCGGGGAGGCCGUAAACAGGAAUGCAUCACUACAAGUGGCACUGCUACGUGACGACUUCAGACUGAACCCACAGGACGCCGUUGUAUCGGUCGGAGACACUGCCAGUUUUGAGUGUCAGCCUCCACGCGGCCAUCCAGAGCCCACCACUUUCUGGAGAAAAGACAAGAGUCGUCUUGACCUCAAAGAUGACAGGAUCACGAUACGUGCGGGAAAGCUGACCAUUUCAAACACUAAAAAGACCGAUGUGGGAAUUUAUGUCUGUGUCGCAAGCAACAUGGUUGGAGAGAGGGAAAGUGAAAAAGCCCAACUGUCAGUUUAUGAGAGACCAGUGUUUGUCCAGAGGCCUGUGAACCAGGUGAUCCUGGUGGACGAAAGUGUAGAGUUCAGGUGUCAGGUCAGCGGUGACCCUACACCCACACUGCGCUGGAGAAAGGAAGACGUUGAUAUCCCCCGCAGCAGGUAUGACAUCCGAUAUGAAAAAGAUGACUUCCUACUCAAGAUUAAGAAGGCAACAGUCGGUGACCAGGGAACCUUUACGUGCAUUGCUGAAAACCCUGUGGGUAAAGUGGAAGCCUCUGCCUACCUGACAAUUAGAGAGGCACCUCAAUUCGUCGUCCGACCCCGGGACCAGAUUGUGGCUCAAGGACGGACAGCUACCUUUCCUUGUGAAACCAGGGGCAAACCUCAGCCUACUGUCUUUUGGCAGCGGGAGGGAAGCCAGGAUCUUCUGUUUCCCAACCAGCCAGUACAGGACGACAGCCGACUCUCCGUGUCUCUGGAUGGAGAGUUGACCAUUUCGUCUGUGCAACGCUCCGAUGCGGGAUAUUACAUCUGCCAGGCCCUCACCGUGGCAGGCAGCAUAAUGGCAAAGGCUCAGCUUGAGGUAUCAGACGAUCUGAAGGACCGUCCACCACCUAUAAUCCGGCAGGGGCCAUCCAACCAAACACAGGUUCUUGGAGGCGUAACCCUCCUCAAGUGUCAGGCCAAUGGGGAUCCGGAGCCGACGGUUUCUUGGCGAAAAAAUGGAGCCAGUUUGCUCGGAAAGGACCCUCGCUUUUCCUUACUCGACCAUGGGAGCCUUCAGAUCCAGAAUACCAGGUUGUCUGACUCGGGACUCUACACCUGUGUGGCCACCAGCUCCAGUGGAGAAACGUCAUGGAGUGCCUUCUUAGAUGUCAAAGACACCGACUAUCCCACUGACCCCGUUGACUUUAUGUACCACAAUACAUCAGUCCUACCAGGGCCACCGUCCAAGCCAGCGGUCACUGAUGUCACCAAGAGCAGUAUCUCGUUGUCAUGGGAACCCGGGCCUGAGACAGGCUCCCCUGUGUCUUUCUAUGUCCUAGAAGCCUUCGGUCAGUCCGUGAGUAACAGCUGGCAGACUGUAGCAGACCACGUGAAAACCACCGAGUACACAGUGAUGGACCUACGACCCAAUACUGUCUACCUCUUCAUCAUCAGGGCAGUAAAUUCUCAGGGGGUGGGAGAUCCGAGCCCCAUGUCCGAGCCCGUCCGUACACAAGACAUCAGUCCUACAUCACAGGGCGUGGAUCACCGCCGUGUGCAGAAGGAGUUGGGUGACGUGAUUGUCAGCAUGCACAACCCAGUGGUUCUGAGCUCUACUUCAGUGAAGGUCACCUGGACUGUGGAUAAUCCAUCCCAGUUCAUCCAAGGUUACCGUGUCCUUUAUCGGCAGACGUCAGGGCUGCCCUCACCAGGGCAGUGGCAGACGCAGGACCUGAAGGUUUCCUCAGACAGAGACAUAACUCUCGCCGGUCUGAGGAAGGGCAUUGUCUAUGAAAUUAAAGUACGGCCAUUCUUCAACGAGUUCCAGGGCGCAGACAGUGAAUCCAUGACCGCUCGUACCAUGGAGGAAGCACCCGAUGCACCGCCCCAACAAGUCACGGUGGCAACUGUAGGGAGCCAUAACAGCACUUCCAUCAGUGUGUCCUGGGACCCUCCUCCUUUAGACGAGCAGAAUGGCAUCAUCCAACAGUACACGAUCUGGUGUUCGGCCAACGAAACACGAUUCCAGGUCAAUAAGUCUGUGGACGCAACCAUUCGUUCAGUGGUGGUUGGAGGUCUGCAGACCGGAGUGCAGUACCAUGUGGAGGUGGCUGCAGGCACCAGCGCAGGGGUGGGGGUCAGGAGCAAACCCCAGCUCAUCAUCUUGGGUGCAGAACUGAGGGAUGUAAUGACAGGGUCGCAGGGCAACAACAGCAUUUCCGAUGUGGUGAAGCAACCAGCUUUUAUAGCGGGUCUGGGCGGGGCUUGUUGGAUUGUCCUUAUGGGCUUCAGUGCAUGGCUGUACUGGAGAAGAAAGAAGAGAAAGGGUCUUAGCAACUAUGCAGUUCAGUCUUUUACCUUCACUCGAGCAGUGACUUUCCAGAGGGACAGGGGCCUGAUCCGAAAUGCAAGCCGCCCAGGGCUUCUAAAGGCGGGUGACCCAGGUCUUCCCUGGUUGGCUGACUCCUGGCCCUCCACAAGCCUCCGAGCUACCAGGGACUUAGGAAGUCCUAAAGCUGGCAACUGCUUUGGCAGAGGAGACGUUUUACCCUCUGCCGCUGUGGAAAAGACAGGCACCAUGCUGUCUGAUGGGGCCAUCUACAGCAGUAUCGACUUCAUGGGGAAAACCGGCUACAGCAGCCCAGCGCAAGGCACUCUGCCCACCCCCUAUGCCACUACACAGAUACUCCAGUCCAACAGUUUCCAUGAGCUGGCUGUGGACAGGCCAGAUCCCAGCUGGAAGACUUCUCUUCAGGCCCAGCAGGAAAUCGCCAACCUGGGCUACUCCCUAACAGAAAGACACCCUGGCAGUGGUGCAAAGGCGGGGAAGAAAAAGAAGGUGAAGAGUGGAACAAAGACUCCCAAAUCGAAUGAGAUUUGUUGGGGUAAUAUGCCGCUGCCUCAACCACGAAAGCACCCACUCCCUGGUACGGAGGUUGACCUCGACUGCUAUCCUGAGGAAAGCCAUGAUGGACGCAGAUUUGACAGCACCAGUUGGGCUUCACCCAUGUCGGUUCAGACCUACCAUCACCAAAACUUGGACAGUGAGUUGGAGGAGAAGCACUGUCCCACUCCUCCACUGAGAGGAAUAUCGUCUCCGGCAGUAGCACCGUUCGGCCAGCCGUCAUCAUCUUCUCUUAGCUCCUCCCACCAUGAGGAAAUGCAAUCCAUUUUGCAGGCUCAUUUGGACGAGCUCACCAGAGCUUACCAAUAUGAGGUGGCUAAGCAGGCAUGGCACAUGAAGAGCAUGCCUAGUAUGUCCAAGGACCCCAUCCCUCCCAUUGAUUUCAUGUCCAGCCCUGUAGUCUCCGAUUUGGGAGCAACUCUCCUUUCUAAAGAUGAGGACGAGGACGAAGACGAGGACGAGGAGUCCAAAUAUGCAGUGGUGUCGAGCAACUUGUGUGGCUUCGAAUACAUUCCUGGACACGGCGCUGAUAACCAUGAGGGCUCAGGUAAAACGCUCCAGUCAUGUCACUCAGAUACUUCUGGCUCAUCAGAUUAUGGAACACACAGCACGCAUAGCCUUGGCCACAUGAGGGCAUCACUUACUGCCCUCAAACCUCAGACGGAUAAGGCUGGGCCAACAUCUAGAGGGAGAGACACUAACACACACACCUACACACCUCCUGUGAACAGUUUGGAUUCCAAAAUCCACAGCCCGUGGGCAGCUGCAGCCUCAGAACCCUCUAAGGAGUGCAUGGUGACGGUGUCGACUCUGGAGCGGCAGCAUAUGGCUUCCUGGAGUGAUACGGCGGCGUCUAACAGGGCCAGUCUGAGCAGAGGUUCCUACAAGAGGCCUGACACAGAUCCUUCUCACACCGCUCACUCUCCCAGUAACAGAAGAGAGAAAAGGGACUACUGUAAGGAUCUCUCCUCGUGAGCCUCUCUGAAGCGUUGUCAUUUAAUGCCUGCUUUUCCAGGACGCCCUUAUUUCUAAGCACCGUGAGGUUCUCUCACUGCGAGUGCCGCAGAACGAUGUUGGGAGAAGAUGGAGCGGAAGAGGAAAGGUGGGAGACAAAAGAAAAAGCUGUAAAUGUGAUGUACAGACACAGACACUCACAAUGUCUCACAAUCCUAUUUUCACUGCAGUAUGGUGAACAGUUUGUUUAGUGUCUGCUUCUAUUUUUCUGUCACAUGAUGUUCACACAGCUGAGAUGCAAUGAAACGACUAACAAAAAAAAACAAAAAAACAAAAAAAAAAAGGACUUGCGUACAUUGUAAAUAUAUUUUUUAUGUUUCGGUUUUCUUUUGCUUUGCUAUGCAAGCCAAACUCUAUCGUUGUCCUGUUUGUGUUUUAUUACUGUGCAUCUUUUUUUUUUUUUAUUUAAACAGUGCUCAAACUGCUGGCUUAUUUGAAUAAAGCUACUGUAUUGUUGUACUUUGCACAGUGUUUCAGUAAAAACAAGCACAACUCUAUUGUCAGCAGAGCUGAGAUGAAGAAUCUGAAUGGAAGGAAUGGUGAUAGACACAGCCUAACCUGGAAAUACUGUACGUUCUAGGCUGUGCUGUUUAAUGGUAAGGUUGAGUUGAGUGUAUUGUAAACAGGUUAACACUUGACAAAAUGGAUAAUUGUGUUUUACAUGUCCUGGGAUACAUGUCGUUAUGUUAUACUAACAAGGACUUUUGAAUGAAGCAGUUACGACGACAUUUGUACGGUAAUAAAAAGGAACACCUCAGUAGUGAUAUACCAAGCAGACUCCAGACAGUAGGCAUGUUUCUUCUUCUCUGCUAUUACCAAAACGAGUCUGUUAAUAACUGUAACUGUAUUUUGUUUUUCACAAAGUGACAUGAAAAAGUGCAAUAUUCUGAGGAUAAUGUAUAGAAAAUGGCAAUGACUUCUUUUUUUUCCUUUUUCAUUUUUUAAGUCACUGGUCAUGUCCUCUAUAGACUUAUACAGAUACAGAUGGAUGCAUGGAAAUGUUUUGACAUCUCUCAAAGACAAGGUCAGGCUCGCGAUUUAAAUAUCAGAGAAAAAUGCUACAUUUGUUAUUAUAUAGUACACUGGAUUUACACUAUAUAUGUACAAAUACGUAUACAGGUGGAAACUGCCACAUCUGAAAAACUUUUUUUUCAAAUUUAAACCAAUAAUCUGCCAAUGUGCGUCUGAAUUCCUUUUACACGUUUGGAUUUUUUUGUUGUUGUUUUGGCAAUUGUUGUGGAUAUUCGCUCUCAUUUUGAAGAUUCUUUACCUGCCAGAAUAGGCCUCCCUCAGGUAUACAUAGCCAAACAAAGAAGGGCCGUUUGCUUUGACGAAAAAUAAACGUGUGUACGUAAAGAAAACAAAGCUUGUUCUCUUUGUUACAUUUUUAAAAAUCACUUUUUUCGGGAAUUGUUGUACUCGUAAACAUUUGGGGGAGUGGUGGCCUGAUGGUUAAGAAGGUUGGGGGUUCGAAUCCACAAGCCACCAAGGUGCUACUGAGGUGCACUGAACCCCACUAAAGUGAGGACACAUUUUAUUGUGUGUGGUGACGAAUACAGUAUAUUACUUUCACAACAGUUAUAAAAAAAAGCUGCAGAAAAUGCAAAAGCUGGACUUUCACUUUUAAUGUUUCUUAUUAGCUUAUUUUCCAGGUGAUAAUUUAAAACCAUAGUUUGUCACAACUUGCACUGAAUCAUAUCACGGAGGGAAGGGUAGCAGUUCAGAGAGUUGACAUUUGUGAAGCUGUGUUGGAUGGCAAAAACAUUUCCACAAAAACAUUUUUAUUUCACCGUAGUUGGCUGAGUAUUGGGACCACGGUGGAGAAAAAAUACUAAAAUUACAAGAUUCAGUCUGGAUUUAUGAAAAUAAAGUCAUAAAUCUACAAGAUUAAAGUCAUACAUUUAUGAGACUAAAGUCGUACAUUUUGAUUGUUUGUUUUGGAGGAGAUGAAAGAAGAGCACUGUGUUGAUUAUAAUAAACAUCAGGACAUUGAAAAGGUUGUCUUUACUGAAGAAGGAACCACGCAGAACUUUGUCGUUGUACCAAAUACUGCAACAGACUUCUGCAAUUUACCAAGAUAAAAAGCAUUUGUUAGAUAUUUCAUUAUAAAUGGUUUAAACCGGGUUUCCCUUAGACUCUUGGUCAUGACAUGAUGCUUGGGUUGCCA